Eufriesea mexicana is the source of this 342-nucleotide messenger RNA. It is a transcript of the gene RpL36A, whose product is annotated as ribosomal protein L36A. Gene Ontology annotation, molecular function: structural constituent of ribosome. Gene Ontology annotation, cellular component: ribosome. The record is from RefSeq and is a predicted model, not a curated record. Gene Ontology annotation, biological process: translation. Bases 28 to 342 code for a protein of 104 amino acids. The transcript is spliced from 4 exons. NCBI's taxonomy places the organism in Eukaryota, Metazoa, Arthropoda, Insecta, Hymenoptera, Apidae.
AUUUCCUUUUCUUUCGAAACAUCCAAGAUGGUGAAUGUACCGAAGCAGAGGCGCACUUUUUGUAAAAAGUGCAAAGUGCACAAACCACACAAAGUAACACAGUAUAAGAAAAGUAAAGAACGUCAUGCAUCACAAGGUAGAAGACGUUAUGAUCGUAAGCAGCAAGGUUUUGGUGGACAAAGUAAACCUAUAUUUAGGAAAAAGGCAAAGACAACUAAAAAGAUUGUUUUAAGAAUGGAAUGCACAGAAUGCAAAUAUAGAAAACAAAUUCCUCUUAAAAGGUGUAAACAUUUUGAAUUAGGAGGUGACAAGAAAAGAAAGGGACAAAUGAUUCAGUUCUAG